Lolium rigidum is the source of this 1299-nucleotide messenger RNA. Its product is annotated as transmembrane protein 45A-like. The record is from RefSeq and is a predicted model, not a curated record. Bases 1 to 900 code for a protein of 299 amino acids. Lineage: Eukaryota; Viridiplantae; Streptophyta; Magnoliopsida; Poales; Poaceae. The transcript has 2 exons.
AUGGGGUCGUUCAAGGGGCACGUGCUUCCGGGGACGCUGUUCCUGGUGGUGGGCGCGUGGCACGUCUGGGCGGCCAUGGCGCGCUUCGCCGCCGACCCGCUCGGCUUCCGCCUCCGCGUCUGGAACCCCGUGGGCGGCGACGGGGCGCUGCGCCACCUCGAGCUCUACGUCAUCGCCGGGGGCGCCUUCCUCGACAUGUGCAUCGAGGUGCUCUACUCCACGCACCUACACUUCCUCGCGCCAGAAGGCGGGGUCAACCCGGCGCACCUCAACGACCUCGAGCACGGCGGCAUGCUGCUCAUGUUCUUCCUCUUCGGAGCACUCGCGCUACUCUCACAGAAAACAAGGUACCUACCCCUGACGGAGGGUGCGCUAUGCCUAGUCGGGGCGACGGCGUUCAGCGCAGAGUUCCUGCUCUUCUACUUCCACUCAACCACCCACCAGGGGCUGGAGGGCUACUACCACUACCUCCUGGUUGUGCUCAUUGGGCUCUGCAUCGCCUCCAGCGUCCUCGGUGCUCUCCUCCCAGACAGCUUCCCUGCCGACCUCGCCAGUGGCUUGCUUAUCACCCUGCAGGGCCUCUGGUUCUACCAGACGGCGUUCACGCUCUACGGGUCGAUGCUCCCCGAGGGGUGCCACCGUGACGCAGACGGGCACGUCGAGUGCCAUGGGCAUGCUGCUGGGGAGCGCGGAGAGCAGCUCGCCAACUUCCAGCUCUUCGCCUAUGUCUUCCUCGUGUUCGUCUACGCCCUAGGCUGCUAUGCCGUCGCUGCCGCAAGGUACGGCCACCCGGACCUGAGGACGAUGCAUGCCACAGCGAUGGAGCGGCGAGAAAAUGGCGCCGACAGGGGAGGGUUCGUCGGCAGCUCGGCACUGUCGCGGGAGCAGGCGGUGAUCUAGUGGCGUGACAUCUUCUUCGCCACUGUGGUCUUGGUUGUCUUGGUUUUGGUACAGGAGUACAUGUCACAUGCAUAUAUGGUUGGGUAAAUCAGAGCUCACAUCAAUUGGGUACAAGGAGAUCGAGUAGGGAAGGACUGUACAUUGGGGUUAAUUACAGAGUCACAGAUCAAAAUUUCUUAGUUUACUGUGAAGAUAACAACAUUUUUUUUUUUUUGCAAGAGAGGAUUAACAUAAGAGUUACUCGCAUAUGUUUUUUUCAGUUUUUUUUAUUUGAGAUAAAGUGUACUAAAUUCUGUCUGUACGUCAGGUGUGGAAUCACCUGAUCAGUGUAUGUCCGUUUUGGAGUACAUUGUACAAGCACUGUAUCAUCUGUUCAUGUAAAUCGAGUUGAGCUGAAUC